Molecule: messenger RNA, 3093 nt
Organism: Osmia lignaria (orchard mason bee)
Lineage: Eukaryota; Metazoa; Arthropoda; Insecta; Hymenoptera; Megachilidae
Gene: CtsL4
Product: Cathepsin L4
Biological process (GO): proteolysis
Molecular function (GO): cysteine-type peptidase activity
Source: RefSeq, a predicted model, not a curated record
GAUUCGCCACACUUUUUUCAAUAUCCGUUGCAUAUCCUCUCCGGAAAAGAUGGAAAUUUUUAGCCGUAACGCGGUGACACUAAAGGCAAAUAUCGCGAAUUCUUUUUGUCGCAAACAUCAUCGACGCCGAGCAGCCUGUCAGAGACGAAAACCGACGCGACGCGACGCGACGUUUCGGCUUCUAAACCUGGAUGCAUUUCUAUCCCAGCCGUUUUUGACAUUGCACGCGCGCAACAUUCGUGCAACUUUUGCGCAUUCGCCUAUUCGCGCCAAUUACGUUGGCUCUUCUCGUUCGCUGCUCGCGACUUUUCGAGUCGUAACAAAGGUUCGAUCAGCGCAAAGAUUAAUUUUGCUUGAAUUAAGAUCGAGAUCGAGAUCGAGAUCGAGAUCGAGGGAGAGCGAGAGCGAAAGCGAGAGUGAGAGGGAUUCGACGCGAAUUGGAAGGUAGAACCGAAGACGAGCCGAGUCGAGCCGAGCGGAAUCGAGGAGAAUCGAGGAGAAUCGAGCAGAGCCGACUCGAACCGAACGGUGACAAGAAUGUGCCAAGAAGAGGUCAAACGAGGAACGUACUAUGUACAACUUGCUUACUUACUUACUUGUACUUAUUUACUUACAACUACACCUAGAUCUACACCCGUCGUCGACAGAGUGUGCACGAAGAUGCUCGAUUAUAUGGUAUACGUAUCGUACAAGAGUGCCGUAAUUGUAUGUUACGCAAAGCUCGAGGAAUACAGAAAACGUUGAAAGUUUACGAAAUUCGUAAAAUUGCUGACAAACAGCGUGAAAAAUGUUAACGAUGGACGAUUUUCAGCGGUAACUUAACCAAAUGGAAUCGAAGUAACGACUAUUCGAAUCAGUCGAUGAAUCGUUAAGGUCUGAAACGAAGGCUAUUCGUUGUUCUAAUCGACGUCGACUCGAUUCGAUUUCAUCCACAAUGUGUAUUAGAUUUUCUAAAUUUGCCACUGUUUUAAUAACGAUAUGGAGUAUUGGUGGCAGUCGUCGAGUGUUUGGCAAGGAGCAACGCUUCCCGCCAGAAAUAUCAGCGAAACUGGACGAAUACUGGAACUCUUACAAGGCUCGUUACAAUAAAAGUUACUCCGGAAGCGAAGAGAACGACCGAAGGACGACUUGGGAGGAGAAUCUAGUAACGAUCUACAAACACAACAUGAUGGCCGCAGCGGGUCAUCACAGUUACACUUUGAGAGACAAUCACAUGGCCGAUCUCGCUACCAGACAAUAUAUCCGAGAGAUGGUGAAACUGAUGCCUAGUCGUAAGCGUCGGGUGUCGACGAAAGACAUGGUGGGAGCGGUACUGCACGAUCCUCGACGCGUCCCAUUGCAAUUCGACUGGCGCGAUAUAGGCUUUCUUACCCGACCGGAAAAUCAAAGGGACUGCGGAAGUUGCUACGCCUAUUCGAUAGCUGGUAGCAUUCAAGGACAAAUUUUUAAGAAAACCGGCAUUCUGAUCCCAUUGAGCGAACAACAGUUGAUCGACUGUAGCACAUCUACGGGAAAUUUAGGCUGUUCUGGUGGAUCCCUGAGAAAUACAUUGAGAUAUUUGGAGAAGGCAAAAGGAUUAAUGAGUCAAGCUCAUUAUCCGUAUAAAGGAAAACAAGGUCGAUGCCGUUUUCAAGAGGACUUGAGCGUGGUCAACAUCACCUCGUGGGCUGUCUUACCGGCGCGCGACGAGAAAGCUUUGGAAGCCGCCGUAGCUACUAUAGGUCCGAUAGCUGCUUCGGUAAACGCCAGUCCGAAGACCUUUCAACUCUAUCACAAUGGAGUUUACGACGACGAAGUAUGUAGCUCGGACAUGGUAAAUCACGCAAUGCUAAUCGUGGGGUAUACUCGGACCGAAUGGAUUUUAAAAAAUUGGUGGGGUGACGGAUGGGGUGAAAACGGUUACAUGCGUCUGGCGAAAAAUAAAAAUCGUUGCGGCAUAGCUAAUUAUGCGGCAUAUGCAAAAGUGUAAUCAGUAACUCUACACGUGUUUUAUUUCAUUUCGUUUCGUUUCGUUUCGUAAUUUUAUGCUUACGCUCGACUUACCUACUUACUUAUGUUCGACUUUGAACGGAGACAAAAUUGUAACGAUUAAAAUUGAUUUUAGAAUAUCUACCAAUGCUGUGCCGCGUUUCAUUUUCUCCCUGUUCCUUAUUUUAAACGGUAUCUCAUGGAAUACACGGAAAGAAGAGUGGAAAAAAGGAGUGGAUGGUUAAACGAAGAGACCAGUUCUGCCUUAAAAUGUACGAUGGCGCAAAUAAGGAAACGAGCAGUGGUGGUAUCGAUGAUACUAUACAAAAAUCUUUUGGCUAUUCAAGAAAACACCGAGCAAUUCGUUUAUCGGGAGGAGAUGCGUACGCGUAGUCACUGCGUGACACGAAGUUGAAACUAAAUUUUCAAACAGGCUGGGAAUAAACGGUGACCAAUUACGGCGAACUGGACGAUGAAACGUAUAUGUUAGGAAUAGAGGAGCGAACGGUCGAGAAUGUAGGUGAAAAAGACGAGAAAGAAAAGCAUGUUCGUGGCGCGUGUUUCCAUCAAACGAUAUCAGUACGAUUCGUCUUCGUCCAAUCCGCUGUAUCCCCCCGCUUAUAGAGCAAAGUUCAGACUAUACCGAGAACCGAUGCGUGACUAAACCAUCUGAACGAUGUGUCUUCAGUCUUCGUGGAUGAGUUGGUUGGAUAGUCGCUCGGAUAGGCAAAAAGUAUCGCGGUCGUAAUUAUUAUAAAAAGUAUCGGGAACAAGUUUAAUGCGAAGAGGACAUUGUCGGGACGAAGGGAAGGGAAGGUGAAGAAAUCCCUUUUGAUUUCGUAUCACCGGGGAGGACAUCGCAUCGUAUCGUGAAGAAAAAGAGAGCGACAAGAAAAAUGCGAACGAACGAACGAAAGGUAUCGAAAGGUAUGGACGAGAGUAAUCCGCGCUAGCGCGAUCGAUCUCGAUCCUCGGCGAAUUUACCUCGUUCGAUCGAUCGAUCAAUCAAUCAAUCAAUCAAUCAAUCAAUGAGCAAGCGUGGCUCGAUGGGAAACGAGCGGCUGCUCAACGAUCCGCGUCUAUCCCCGAAGCCGUCUGAAAGGAGGAAUCAGUGAAAGAUAAAAA